AUGGCGGAAGCCCAUCAACCGUCAUCACCACAGAGUCAACCACGAGCAAUCCCUGGACAGGACACAACUUUACAGAUACAGCCCCCAGCUACCGUAGCCCUACCUCCUUCUUCCUCUGCGAACCGCAUUCGAAACUCGCAUCUCGCAUUGGAUACUUUUUCGCCCGUUAAUCAAAAUGGAAGUUUUGAGUUUGAUCGUGUAUUAAAGAGUGGCUAUGUGCAGAAACGGACGAGGAAAACAAAGGCAUGGAAACCCAUAUUCCUCGUCCUCCGACCAAAUUACCUCUCAAUCUACAAAGAUCAAAACGAAGAUAAACUCCGCCAUAAAAUCCACCUCUCCGAUCUAACCGCCGUCGCCUUCCUCAAAGACCCCAAGCAAAAACGGCGCAACGUCUUUGGUCUCUUCACCCCUUCUCGAAACUAUCAUUUAGAAGCUACCACCAAAGGUGACGCUGAACAAUGGGUCGACCUCAUCCGCAAAGAAGCCCGGAUCGACGAAGAAGAGGAGGAAGAAAUGUUACUCGCCAGUCCUUCCGGUAAUACAACAAGCACAUAUCCCGGGUUCGACCAAGCCAUGGCCCAUAAGCAACUCCAACGAAGAACCGAAGCUCAAAUCCUACAUGAUGAAAGAGUAGGGAGCAGUUCCCCGGAACCCACAGAACCUACGAUACCACGCGUGAAUAAUAAACAGAAUAUGACGACAAUAGGAGGAGGUAGGCGCCCAUCAAAUACCAUCGAAUACUCCGGCAACGAAUUAGUAUCCGAUGCCGACUUUUCCGACACAGACCUUGCCCGCCUCCCUGGAACCUCCACCCUCUCUCUAAGCCUACACAAUCCGACCGCCUACCCAGCCCCAGACCUCGAAGUAAAGGCCCCUUCUUCCACUCCCCUCGCCCUUGCCCGCAACGCAUCCCAACUAUCCCUUGCCCCAAACCCAGCUCUUCCAGACCAAGACCCCGAACGCGUAGUCUACCAAGGCUACCUCCUGUAUCUGCGCUCCAAAAAUGGGAUCCGCUCUUGGAAAAAUCUCUGGGUCGUCCUCCGUCCCCGCUCCCUAUCCUUCUACAAAAACGACUCGGAAUACUCCCCCGUCAUGAUUCUCCCCAUGGAAAAUGUCAUCAAUGUCGUGGAGAUUGAUCCACUGAGUAGAACCAAACGAUAUUGUUUUCAGGUGAUUGGGGAGGAGAAGAGUUUUAAAUUUUGUGCGGGGAGUGAGGGGGUUUUGAUCAAUGUGCUGGGCGCGUGUAAGAGUCUUUUGGCAAGGAGGAAGGGGACUGCGGGUGUGUAG
Sclerotinia borealis F-4128 is the source of this 1287-nucleotide messenger RNA. The record is from the annotation of a GenBank genome assembly. Lineage: Eukaryota; Fungi; Ascomycota; Leotiomycetes; Helotiales; Sclerotiniaceae.